CACAGCAAACUCAAAAUCAUUGAAACACAAUAUAUAUAGGUAGUACUUUCUCCGUUCCACAAAAAUAGUCCAAUUUUAAAAUGUCAACUCUUCAAGUUACAAUCCAUUAUUAUUCCAUGAACUUCCAAUUUUACCCCCGAUUUAAAAUGUAUUCAGCAAAUCUGAUUCCCGUCUGAUUCACGUUUCUCUCCCUUUGAUCUCCCGACGCCGGCAAGCAAAUGAAUCUCCAUCAGAUUUUGGUUUUCCUUAAAAUAUUCCCCAUCAGAUCUGAUCUGAUCUCCAAAUGAAUCUCCAUCAGAUCUGAUUUUGGUUAUCCUUAUAAUAUCCCCCGUUUGAUGGAGUUUCCCGUUUCCCAUUAGAUCAAAUGAGUCUCCAAAAUUCUGAAAAUCAGACGCUCUACGGGAUCCAUCAGAGAGUUAUGGAUCUUCACGUCUGGGAAACAGUUGAAAAGAGUCGCAGAUCAAAUAGAGCGAAAAGCAUUCGAAGAUGCAUCCUCCAAUUGCUGGCUACUGGAAAAGAUUUGGAAGCUUUUGAGCGAAAUAGAAGAUCUUCAUCUACUGAUGGACCCGAACAAUUUUUUCAGUUUGAAGGACAUCAAAGCAACGUCGGAAGCGAUUUGUUAUGUUUUCGGUUGAGGGGGCUCAUUGAAAUUACAAAAUUCUUCAAGGAUCUGAGGCAUAAACAUCCAUUUUGGAUGUACUCGACCCCAAGGGUUGAAGGAUACACGAGGCGGAAAUGGAUUUGUACAAGAAGAGGCGCGGUGGUUUGGUUACGACCGGAUUCCUCUGCUUCAGGCGUUGCAGGCGGAGGAGACGACGGUGAGGAAGAAAUCGAGAGAAGGGGCGGAUGAGUUGGGGCCCCCCAUACAAGCUAUGUAAUUAUGCUUAAUUGUGAAGGAUGUUAUAGUCAUUUCAAUUAUAUUUUAUUUUGACUUUUUUAAACUGGACUAUUUUUUCGUAAUAAAAUUAUUUAUUAAACUAGACUAUUUUUAUGGGACAGCGAGAGUAAAUAGGGCAAAUUAUCUGGUACAUCCCGGGCACCGUAUACCCCC
Messenger RNA from Oldenlandia corymbosa var. corymbosa, 1051 nucleotides. The record is from the annotation of a GenBank genome assembly. Lineage: Eukaryota; Viridiplantae; Streptophyta; Magnoliopsida; Gentianales; Rubiaceae.